Messenger RNA from Amblyraja radiata (thorny skate), 2329 nucleotides. RefSeq names its product hydroxy-delta-5-steroid dehydrogenase, 3 beta- and steroid delta-isomerase (gene hsd3b7). The transcript is spliced from 7 exons. Bases 156 to 1307 code for a protein of 383 amino acids. NCBI's taxonomy places the organism in Eukaryota, Metazoa, Chordata, Chondrichthyes, Rajiformes, Rajidae. Gene Ontology annotation, molecular function: oxidoreductase activity, acting on the CH-OH group of donors, NAD or NADP as acceptor. Gene Ontology annotation, biological process: steroid biosynthetic process. The record is from RefSeq and is a predicted model, not a curated record.
GGAGGGGGACGGCUACAGGCGGGGCCUGUCGGUGGCCGGUGGGGAGAGGGACGAGCGCUGCCGUGGUAACCACUGCCGCUCCCCACCAGCUUCAGACAGGAACCGGUGGGGAGCAUCCUGCAGCUGGGGAUGGGGAUAGCUUCAGCGCAGUUGAGAUGAGUGCAGGAGCGGAUUCCGAAGCGGGACGGGAUGCCGGGAGAGCGGGACUGGUCUACCUGCUGACCGGCGGCAGCGGCUUCGUGGGGCGGCGUCUGGCUCGGAUGUUGGCGGAGAGAGAACCGGACCUGAAAGAACUCCGUGUCCUCGAUAUAACGCUGGACCCAGAGUUACACUCCCUCAACUCAGAUGCCCUGUGUGUGAGGGUGAUACAGGGGGAUGUGACAGAUAUGAAGAGCGUGCGUGAGGCAGCACGAGGUGUUGAUCUGAUCAUCCACACAGCCGGCCUCAUCGACGUGUGCUCCAAGUAUCCUCCCAAGAAACUCUGGGCUGUCAACUACCAGGGGACUCUGAACGUGGUGAAUGCGUGCAGGGAGCUGGGCAUCAGGUACCUGGUCCACACCAGCAGCAUGGAGGCCCUGGGGCCGAACAAGCACGGCAGCCAUUUUGUCCGAGGUAACGAGGAUACGGAGUAUGAAGUUUCUUGUGUUGGUCCGUAUGCAGAGAGCAAAAUGGAGGCAGAAAAACUGGUGCUCAGCUCAAACGGUUCUCAAACUAAGGGAGGGGGUAGACUAGCUACCUGUGCUCUGAGACCCACUGGUGUGUAUGGAGAGGGCAACCCAAUCAUGGAGGACUUGUACCGAACGGUGAUGAGAUUCGGUGGAAAGAGGCUACGCUUGGCUGGCAAAGACAUCGAGCACGGCCGUGUAUAUGUGGGCAACGUGGCGUGGAUGCAUCUCUUGGCCGCCCGAGCCUUGCGACAGAACCCCGGCCUCGUGGGCGGCGAAGCCUACUUCUGUUAUGACGAGUCCCCUUACCUGAGCUACGAGGACUUUGACCAGUUGCUGCUGGGCUCGGCGGGUGUGCGUUUGGUGGGCCGGGAGCCUGUGCUGCCCUUCGGCCUCCUCUACCUGCUAGCCCUCACGUUGGAAACCCUCCAAUGGAUCCUACGGCCCAUCGCCAAGUUUGAGGCCACAUUCAACCGCUGCACGCUCACCAUAGUAACCACUGCCUUCUCCGUAAGCACAAAUAAAGCUGCUCGCCAUCUUGGUUAUUCCACCCUUGUGCCCUGGCACCAAUGCCAAGCUCGUACAGUGGCUUGGGUAAAAAGCCUCGCUCAAACCGGGUCUGGGCGUGGGCCUGCAAUUUAGCUCAUUUUAGAAUCCUAGAAAAAUAGGUGCAGGAGUAGAGCAUUCGAGCCAGCACCGCCAUUCAAUAUGAUCAUGGCUGAUCAUCUAAAAUCGCUGCCAUGUACUCGCUUUCUCCCAUGUCCCUUGAUUCCGUUAGCUGUAAGAGCUAAAUCUAACUCCCUCUUGAAAACUUCCAGUGAAUUGCCCCCACUGCCUUCUGUGGCAGAGAAUCCCACAGAUUCUCCUCCCUCUGGGUGGAAUGAUUUCUCCUCAUCUCAUCCUAAAUGGCCAAUCCCUUAAACUGUGUGGCCCCUGAUUCUGGAGUAGCCCAACAUCGGGAACAUGUUUCCUGCAUUUUGCCUGUACAAUUCAUGAAGAAUUUUCUAUGUUUCUCUAAGAUUAUAGAGGUACAAAGUGGAAACACAUAGAAUCUCUUGCCCAGUGAAAGAGUUAAAUGAAGUCGUAGGUUACAAAAUGGAUGCUUAACCUUUCCUCUCUAAACUAGCUGGAUUUCAGUACAAUAACAUUAGAUGCUUUGCCUUAUAACAGUAACACUAGCUAGAAUACAGCACAGUAACAUGAAUCUUUUGCCUUUCUUCUAUUUUACACAAGCGAGAUUUCAGCACAAUAACACUUGAUAUUUUGCUCUAUGAUAUAAACAAUCAGAAAAAUGUUCAGACAACUUGGUUCUUACCCUCUACUCUACAGAUUGUAAUGUACAAACAAUUAAUCAACAAGGUCAAAAAACAAGAGUGCUUAUCUGCAAAAAAUUGCUCCUUCAGCAUAAGCAUAUAUGGGCUAACCUUUCCUCUAUCGGAAGCACCUGUCAAUAUUCUGAUUUUAACCAUGUAUGGACAAGGCAAGAGGCUGCACAAUGCUCUCUAAGAUAAAGAAUUUCUGAUUAUUAGGGUAUAAAUAUAUCUGAUUGAACAUUACCUCGGUGUGUGUAGAGAGAGGGACUCUGUAGUCUGCGUUUACAUACUAUGAGAGCUGUCUCCCCACACCCGCCUGGCAAAAUAAAGACGUUACUGUAUUACUAACUA